GGGGCGGUGGGGGAGGUGCCUGAAGACCAAGUAGACUGGAUGCCGUGCGCUCUGACUUGCCGCCACCAUGUCAGGGACGGUCACUAUCCUCCAGCAGUUUGCCAGCGGCCUCAAGAGCCGCAACGAAGAGACCAGAGCAAAAGCCGCCAAAGAUUUGCAGCAUUAUGUCACCAUGGAACUCCGCGAGAUGAGUCAAGAGGAAUCCACUCGUUUCUACGACCAGCUAAAUCAUCACAUCUUUGAGCUGGUCUCCAGUUCAGAUGCAAACGAGAGGAAAGGAGGCAUUUUGGCCAUAGCAAGCCUCAUUGGCGUGGAGGGAGGCAACGCCACUCGCAUCGGCCGGUUUGCCAACUACCUAAGGAACCUCCUCCCUUCCAAUGACCCUGUCGUCAUGGAGAUGGCCUCGAAGGCCAUUGGGCGCCUGGCCAUGGCAGGAGACACCUUCACAGCGGAAUAUGUGGAGUUUGAAGUCAAGCGGGCGCUGGAGUGGCUGGGAGCUGACAGGAACGAAGGCCGGAGGCACGCGGCGGUCUUGGUCUUGCGGGAGCUGGCCAUCAGCGUCCCCACAUUCUUCUUCCAACAAGUGCAGCCGUUCUUUGACAGCAUCUUCGUUGCUGUGUGGGAUCCGAAACAGGCCAUUCGCGAGGGGGCGGUUUCUGCCUUGCGAGCCUGCCUUGUCCUCACCACCCAACGGGAGUCGAAGGAGAUGCAGAAGCCGCAGUGGUACCGGCAAACAUACGAGGAGGCUGAGAAGGGUUUUGAUGAGACUGUGGCCAAAGAGAAGGGUAUGAAUCGGGACGACCGAAUCCACGGUGCCUUACUGAUCCUUAAUGAGCUGGUGAGAAUCAGCAGCAUGGAGGGAGAGCGUCUUAGAGAAGAGAUGGAGGAGAUCACGCAGCAGCAGCUGGUGCACGACAAAUACUGCAAAGACCUGCUGGGCUUUGGGACCAAACCUCGCCACAUCACCCCCUUUGCCAGCUUCCAGUCUUUCCAACCCCAGCAGUCGAAUGCUCUGCUGGGGCUGCUGGGGUACAGCCCCCUUCAGGGAAUUGUGGGCUUCAGUGCAUCGCCCGUCCCAGUGAAGACCACCUUGGUAGAGAGCCGGUGCUGCAGAGAACUAAUGGAAGAGAAGUUUGACCAGGUGUGCUAUUGGGUUCUGAAGUGCCGAAGCAGCAAGAACUCCCUGAUCCAGAUGACGGUCCUCAGUUUGCUGCCCCGACUGGCAGCUUUCCGACCUUCUGCUUUCACAGCUGACCACUACCUUCCGGACACCAUGAACCACGUCUUGAGCUGCGUGAAGAAAGAAAAGGAGCGCACAGCGGCUUUCCAGGCCCUGGGCUUGCUUUCUGUGGCUGUGCGGUCAGAGUUCCAGGUCUACCUGCCCAAGGUCUUAGAAAUUAUCAAGGCUGCCCUCCCUCCGAAGGACUUUGCCCACAAGAGGCAGAAGUCAAUGCAGGUGGAUGCCACAGUCUUUACCUGCAUCAGUAUGCUGGCUCGCGCAAUGGGGCCCUCUAUCCAGCAAGACAUCAAGGAGCUGCUGGAACCCAUGCUGGCCGUGGGACUGAGCCCUGCUUUGACAGCCGUGCUAUAUGACUUGAGCCGCCAGAUCCCACAGCUGAAGAAGGAGAUCCAGGACGGGCUGCUGAAGAUGCUGUCCCUGGUCCUCAUGCACAAGCCCCUGCGCCACCCGGGCAUGCCCAAGGGGCUGGCCCACCAGCUGGCUUCCCCCAGCCUCACCAACAUCCCCGAGGCCAGCGAUGUGGGCAGCAUCACGCUGGCGCUCCGCACUCUGGGCAGCUUUGAAUUUGAAGGCCACUCUCUGACCCAGUUUGUCCGUCACUGCGCCGAUCACUUCCUCAACAGUGAGCACAAAGAGAUCCGGAUGGAGGCAGCUCGCACGUGCUCGCGUUUGCUGACACCGUCCAUUCACCUGAUCAGUGGGCACGCCCAUGUGGUCAGCCAGACGGCAGUGCAGGUGGUGGCAGAUGUCCUCAGCAAACUGCUGGUGGUGGGGAUAACAGAUCCAGACCCCGACAUCCGCUACUGUGUGCUAGCUUCCCUGGACGAGCGGUUCGAUGCACACCUGGCCCAGGCAGAGAAUUUGCAGGCUCUCUUUGUAGCCCUGAACGACCAGGUGUUUGAAAUCCGUGAACUCGCCAUCUGCACCGUAGGCCGGCUGAGCAGCAUGAACCCCGCUUUUGUCAUGCCGUUUCUGCGCAAGAUGCUGAUUCAGAUCCUAACUGAGCUGGAACACAGUGGUGUUGGCAGGAUUAAGGAGCAGAGUGCCAGGAUGUUGGGUCACUUGGUCUCUAACGCCCCACGGCUUAUUCGCCCCUAUAUGGAGCCCAUUCUCAAGGCGCUGAUUGUGAAACUGAAAGACCCUGAUCCCGAUCCAAACCCUGGGGUGAUCAAUAACGUCCUGGCUACCAUAGGCGAGCUGGCACAGGUGAGCGGGCUGGAGAUGAGGAAGUGGGUGGACGAGCUCUUCAUCAUCAUCAUGGACAUGCUGCAGGACUCCUCCUUGCUAGCUAAGAGACAGGUGGCCCUCUGGACGCUGGGCCAGCUGGUGGCCAGCACUGGCUAUGUGGUGGAACCCUACAGGAAGUACCCAACUCUCUUGGAGGUGUUGCUGAACUUCUUGAAGACGGAGCAGAACCAGGGCACCCGGAGAGAGGCCAUCCGCGUCCUUGGUCUCUUGGGGGCCUUGGAUCCCUACAAGCACAAAGUGAACAUUGGCAUGAUCGACCAGUCACGGGACGCUUCGGCUGUCAGUCUGUCGGAGUCCAAAUCCAGCCAAGAUUCUUCUGACUACAGCACCAGCGAGAUGCUGGUCAACAUGGGCAACCUCCCCCUUGAUGAGUUCUACCCGGCCGUCUCCAUGGUAGCACUGAUGAGGAUCUUCCGGGACCAGUCCCUGUCGCACCACCAUACGAUGGUGGUCCAAGCCAUCACUUUCAUUUUCAAGUCCCUGGGGCUCAAGUGCGUGCAGUUCCUUCCUCAGGUCAUGCCCACCUUCCUCAAUGUUAUUCGGGUUUGUGACGGUGCCAUCCGGGAGGUAAAAGAAGAUGGUGACAGUGUACUGGGAAAAAGAGCUGAGUUCCUGUUUCAGCAGCUGGGGAUGUUGGUGUCCUUUGUGAGAAGCCACAUUCGGCCCUACAUGGAUGAAAUUGUCACCCUCAUGAGAGACUUCUGGGUUGUGAACAACUCAAUACAGAGCACCAUUAUCCUCCUCAUUGAGCAAAUCGUGGUGGCCUUAGGUGGGGAGUUCAAGCUCUAUCUGCCUCAACUCAUCCCUCACAUGCUGCGGGUCUUCAUGCAUGACACCAGCGGCACCCGCACCGUCUCCACCAAGCUCCUGAAUGCCAUCCAGCUAUUCGGAGCCAACCUGGAUGAUUACCUGCAUUUACUGCUUCCUCCCAUAGUAAAGCUCUUUGAUGCACCAGAUGCCCCGCUGACAGCUCGCAAAGCUGCCUUAGAAACUGUGGACCGCUUGACAGAGUCUCUGGACUUUACCGAUUACGCCUCACGGAUUAUCCACCCCAUAGUGCGGACCCUUGACCAGAGCCCAGAGCUCCGGACAACUGCCAUGGACACGCUGUCAUCACUAGUCUUCCAGCUUGGGAAGAAGUAUCAGAUUUUUAUCCCGAUGGUGAACAAAGUCUUGGUGAGGCACAGGAUCAACCACCAGCGGUAUGAUGUUCUCAUCUGCCGGAUUGUGAAGGGCUACACUCUCGCCGAUGAGGAAGAAGACCCCCUCAUCUACCAGCACCGAAUGCAGAGGAGUAACCAAGGAGAGGCGUUAGCCAGCGGCCCAGUGGAAACAGGUCCAAUGAAGAAGCUGCACGUCAGCACUAUCAACUUGCAGAAGGCCUGGGGAGCGGCGAGGAGAGUUUCCAAAGAUGACUGGCUGGAGUGGCUGCGACGGCUGAGCCUGGAGCUGCUGAAAGAUUCCUCGUCGCCGUCCCUGCGCUCUUGCUGGGCUCUGGCCCAGGCCUACAACCCGAUGGCCAGAGAUCUUUUCAACGCUGCCUUUGUUUCAUGCUGGUCUGAACUGAAUGAAGACCAGCAAGAUGAGCUGAUCCGGAGCAUUGAGUUGGCGCUGACCUCUCAGGAUAUUGCAGAGGUCACACAGACCCUGCUGAAUUUGGCGGAGUUCAUGGAGCACAGUGACAAGGGUCCGCUGCCGUUGGGGGAUGACAAUGGCAUCGUCCUGCUGGGGGAGCGAGCUGCCAAAUGCAGGGCCUACGCGAAGGCCCUGCACUACAAAGAGCUGGAGUUCCAGAAGGGUCCAUCGCCUGCUAUCUUGGAGUCCCUCAUCAGCAUUAACAACAAGUUGCAGCAACCUGAGGCCGCGUCUGGGGUGCUGGAAUAUGCCAUGAAACACUUUGGAGAGCUGGAAAUCCAGGCAACCUGGUAUGAGAAACUGCACGAGUGGGAAGAUGCUCUGGUGUCCUAUGACAAGAAGAUGGACACGAACAAGGAUGACCCAGAGCUGAUGCUGGGGCGCAUGCGUUGCCUGGAAGCCCUGGGGGAAUGGGGUCAGCUCCACCAACAGUGCUGUGAGAAAUGGACGUUGGUGAACGAUGAAACCCAGGCCAAAAUGGCUCGGAUGGCAGCCGCUGCUGCUUGGGGUUUAGGUCAGUGGGACAGCAUGGAGGAAUACACCUGCAUGAUCCCGAGAGACACCCACGACGGCGCCUUCUAUCGGGCUGUGCUGGCACUGCAUCAGGACCUCUUUUCAUUGGCCCAGCAGUGCAUCGAUAAAGCCCGAGACCUCUUAGAUGCUGAGCUGACAGCUAUGGCAGGAGAGAGCUACAGCCGCGCAUAUGGGGCAAUGGUAUCCUGCCAGAUGCUGUCAGAGUUGGAAGAAGUUAUCCAGUAUAAACUUGUACCAGAACGACGUGAGAUCAUCCGCCAGAUCUGGUGGGAGAGGCUGCAGGGCUGCCAGCGGAUCGUUGAGGACUGGCAGAGGAUACUCAUGGUCCGGUCCCUUGUUGUCAACCCCCACGAGGACAUGAGAACGUGGCUCAAGUAUGCCAGUUUGUGCGGCAAGAGCGGGAGGCUGGCAUUGGCCCACAAGACCCUCGUGUUGCUCCUGGGAGUGGACCCGUCCCGGCAGCUGGAUCACCCCUUGCCAACUGUUCAUCCUCAGGUGACCUAUGCAUACAUGAAGCACAUGUGGAAAAGCGCCCGCAAGAUCGAUGCGUUCCAACACAUGCAGCACUUUGUUCAGACCAUGCAGCAACAGGCGCAGCACGCCAUCGCCACCGAAGACCAGCAGCACAGGCAGGAGCUCCACAAGCUCAUGGCACGCUGCUUUCUGAAACUGGGCGAAUGGCAGCUGAACCUCCAAGGCAUCAACGAGAGCACCAUCCCCAAGGUCCUGCAGUAUUACAGUGCCUCCACCGAGCACGACCGCAACUGGUACAAGGCUUGGCAUGCCUGGGCAGUAAUGAAUUUCGAGGCGGUGCUUCACUACAAACACCAGAACCAAGCCAGGGACGAGAAGAAGAAGCUGCGCCACGCCAGUGGGGCCAGUGUCACCAGCGCCAACACCGAAGGCAGCAAUAGCGAGAGCGAGGCGGAAAGCACCGAGAACAGCCCCGUCCCGUCGCCUGUGCAAAAGAAGGUGAUGGAGGACUUGUCCAAGACUCUCCUGAUGUACACGGUUCCUGCUGUCCAGGGCUUCUUCCGGUCCAUCUCUUUGUCCAGAGGCAACAACUUACAGGAUACGCUCAGGGUCCUUACUUUAUGGUUUGACUACGGCCACUGGCCAGAAGUGAACGAAGCUCUUGUUGAAGGGGUCAAGGCCAUCCAGAUAGACACCUGGUUACAGGUGAUUCCUCAGCUCAUUGCGAGAAUCGAUACUCCUCGUCCUUUGGUUGGUCGACUUAUUUACCAGCUUCUCACAGAUAUCGGCAGGUACCACCCACAGGCUUUGAUCUAUCCGCUGACUGUAGCUUCAAAGUCGACUACAAUAGCCCGUCACAGUGCUGCCAACAAAAUCUUGAAGAAUAUGUGCGAACACAGCAACACACUGGUCCAGCAAGCCAUGAUGGUGAGCGAAGAGCUGAUCCGUGUGGCCAUCCUUUGGCACGAGAUGUGGCACGAAGGGUUGGAAGAGGCGUCCCGUCUCUAUUUUGGGGAGAGGAACGUGAAGGGGAUGUUUGAAGUGCUGGAGCCACUGCAUGCCAUGAUGGAGCGGGGGCCACAGACUCUCAAGGAGACCUCUUUCAAUCAGGCUUAUGGCAGAGAUCUAAUGGAGGCUCAGGAGUGGUGCCGGAAGUACAUGAAGUCAGGAAACGUCAAAGACCUCACCCAAGCCUGGGAUCUGUAUUACCACGUCUUCAGGCGUAUAUCUAAGCAACUGCCUCAGCUGACCUCCUUAGAGCUCCAGUACGUUUCUCCCAAGCUCCUGAUGUGCCGAGAUUUGGAACUGGCCGUCCCAGGAACAUACGACCCCAACCAGCAAAUCAUCCGCAUUCAGUCCAUUGCGCCCUCCCUGCAGGUGAUCACAUCCAAGCAGAGACCAAGGAAGCUGACUUUAAUGGGAAGCAACGGGCAUGAAUUUGUGUUCCUCCUGAAGGGUCACGAGGACCUGCGUCAGGACGAGAGAGUGAUGCAGCUCUUCGGCCUCGUGAAUACUCUGCUCGCAAAUGACCCGACAUCCCUCCGUAAAAACCUCAGCAUACAGCGAUAUGCAGUGAUUCCGCUGUCCACGAACUCUGGCCUUAUAGGCUGGGUGCCCCACUGUGACACUCUGCAUGCGCUCAUCCGAGACUACAGGGAGAAGAAGAAGAUCCUGCUCAACAUCGAGCACCGUAUCAUGCUCAGGAUGGCUCCGGAUUAUGACCACUUGACACUGAUGCAGAAGGUAGAAGUGUUUGAGCAUGCUGUGAACAACACAGCUGGAGAUGAUCUAGCUAAACUUCUGUGGCUGAAGAGCCCCAGCUCUGAGGUGUGGUUUGACAGGAGAACAAAUUAUACUCGUUCACUCGCAGUGAUGUCCAUGGUUGGCUACAUCUUGGGUCUUGGUGACAGGCACCCGUCCAACCUUAUGCUUGACAGACUGAGCGGCAAGAUUCUGCACAUUGACUUUGGGGAUUGCUUUGAGGUUGCGAUGACCAGGGAGAAGUUCCCUGAGAAGAUUCCUUUUAGGCUGACGAGGAUGUUAACCAAUGCCAUGGAGGUGACUGGCUUAGAUGGCAAUUACAGAAUCACCUGCCACACUGUGAUGGAAGUCCUGCGCGAACACAAGGACAGCGUCAUGGCGGUGCUGGAAGCCUUUGUGUACGACCCCUUGUUGAACUGGAGGCUGAUGGACACAAAUACAAAAGGCAAUAAGCGAUCGCGAACACGGACGGACUCCUACUCGGCUGGCCAGUCAGUAGAAAUGCUGGACAGCGUGGACCUGGGUGAAACGGCCCAUAAGAAAGCUGGGACCACCGUGCCUGAAUCCAUCCAUUCCUUCAUAGGGGACGGCCUUGUGAAGCCAGAGGCCUUGAAUAAAAAGGCCAUACAGAUCAUCAACAGGGUCCGUGAUAAGCUCACAGGGCGAGACUUCUCCCACGACGAAACGCUGGAUGUCCCCACGCAAGUGGAGCUGCUGAUCAAGCAGGCCACCUCCCAUGAGAAUCUCUGCCAGUGCUACAUCGGAUGGUGCCCUUUUUGGUAG
Molecule: messenger RNA, 7675 nt
Organism: Euleptes europaea (tarantolino)
Lineage: Eukaryota; Metazoa; Chordata; Lepidosauria; Squamata; Sphaerodactylidae
Gene: MTOR
Product: mechanistic target of rapamycin kinase
Exons: 59
Coding region: 68-7675 (2535 amino acids)
Biological process (GO): TOR signaling; protein phosphorylation; negative regulation of macroautophagy
Cellular component (GO): nucleus; TORC1 complex; TORC2 complex
Molecular function (GO): protein-containing complex binding; protein binding; protein serine/threonine kinase activity
Source: RefSeq, a predicted model, not a curated record